AUGGAUGAAGAUAGUAAAGCAAAUGGCACGUCCGUAAAUGCCCAGAACGAUGACUUCACUUGUCGUUGGUCGGACUGUACCGACCGCCACUACACAACGUUAUCUUCGUUGGUAACCCACUUAACUCACAGCCACUUGACAAGUAACGCACAACAACAACAGCAACAACUGCAACCGCUGCAACAACAACAACAACUACAACAACAACUGAACAAUCUGUCCUCACAAACACAAAAAUACACCUGUCAGUGGGAAGGAUGCCUGAGAUUUGGAAUGGAACAACCUUCCAGAUUCGCCCUCAUUUCACAUUGUAGAACUCACACCGGGGAGAAACCAUACUUCUGUCCAAUACCCGAAUGUGAGAAGCACUUCACAAGAUCCGACGCUCUCACCAAGCAUGUUAAGGGUGUACAUGACCUACACCUGACCAAAGACGCGUUGAUGCUUAUCCGAGACAGAGUGAAAAAGGGCAAACUGGAUGCAUUCUUAAAGGACCACGAUAACUUCGAUGAAGAAGAGUACUUAAAGCUAAUUGAGAGAGACUUUGAGAUGAGGACCCCGUGGUGGUUCCUGAAUGAGUUUAUCGAAUUGAAUGCUGAGCAGCAGUCCGAUGAAUCUGACGUCGAUGUUGCCUCCAUAGUUUCCCGGCCUUUAGACGUUCAGCAGCAUAUGAUAGCGCAAGCUCGUUACAACUUCUUCUUGAAGUCUUCCCAAGACCAGGAGCUUGUGACAGAUGACAACGAAUAUAAAGGAGAGUUGCAGAAGGCUGUUGAUUCUUUAGCGGCUGACCAUCAAAAGCUCGAUAACGAUGAAGACAGCUCGAUUGAAGAUGACGAUGACCUCGAGUCACUCAAAUCCAAAUACAAGAUCCUUAAGACCCGUUACAAUACAGCAACGAAGAUCAAUCUGCUGGUGUGCAAUCAACUCACACAGUCUGUGAAAGAGAAGAGGAAGCUCUGGCUCGCAAACCAAAUUCUCCUCGAUGCCAAUAUACAACUUGGACUCCCACAAGCUAAGGAGGAGAAGGGCCAGGAAAUCGUUGCCUUGGUAAGCAAGGACGUCGUACUUGAUAAAUUCGAUGAGGAAUUGUUGGCAUAG
Molecule: messenger RNA, 1098 nt
Organism: Dujonia railenensis
Lineage: Eukaryota; Fungi; Ascomycota; Pichiomycetes; Serinales; Debaryomycetaceae
Source: the annotation of a GenBank genome assembly